AUGGAUAAACAAAAUGUAGAAAAAGAUGAGAAAAUUGAAUCUUCAACAUCGAUAUCAUCAAACGAUUUGUUCACUACAAUUUAUGACAUAAGUCGAGCUAUUUUUCGUCAUUUACCUAUUCGUUCAGUGGAUUCAUGUUCGUUAGUUUGUCAAUCAUGGGCUCAUAUUGCUCGUUUCACUAAAACACAUCGUCAUACAAUUCAUACAUUAACUUAUCCAUCAAAUCUAUCAUCUUCAACAACAAAAUGCUCUUAUGAUGUAUCUGAUUUUGAUACAAUUAUUUCGUCAUAUAUAAACGAUAAUCUAUGGUCAUUACCAUCAUUGGCUCUAGUCGUUGCUACGAAUGGUUUAGAUAGAAAAGGUUUUAUUUCAUCAUCAAGUUCACCACCACCAACAAAAAAUUCAAAACGAUCUCGAUCUCAAACUAGAGCUAGACAAGCAGAACUUUCUAAUAUACCACAAGCAUUAAUUCGUCAUUUAAAUAAAUCAUGUAAAAUUUUACAAGUAGCAUCCAAUGGAAUCGUUGUAUCAAAUGAUGAAAAUCAAUCCUAUGAAAUUGAACUAGACAGUGCCAUGGGUAUUCUACUUUUUCCACAAUUUCCAUCGAAUGUUCUUGGAAUAUAUUCAUUUGAAAUUCCAUGCAAUACUAAAAUACCUGCUGAUAUGUCUCGUUCCGAUUUACAUCAUUUACUUGGUUGUGUACCUAAUGAUAUACCUAUUCGAUGUGUUAUAUUUUUCUUUACUCAACGUCAAUCACAUAGUGUUGAUUGUGUUAAAAAAUUGCUUGAAUAUUAUCCAUCAGAUGUAGCUAUUAUUGGAGGUUUUGUUGAUAAAAUUCGUUAUAAUGAUCGACAAAGUCAAUCUAAACAAUCAUUAUAUAAUACAUGUGGAAUUGUUCUAACAGGUGAACCAAAUCAUUUAAGUAUUAAACAAAUUGUAUUAGAAAGUCAUAUCGAUACACGUGAAACUGUAAAAAAUAAAUUAAAACAAUUAAAAUCUAUUGAAAAUAAUCAAGAUUUAUCAUUUGCUAUACAAGUUAGUUGUGUUGCUCGUGGUUCAGAGUUUUAUCAUGAAGAAAAAAAUGUUGAAUGUUCAGAAUUUAGAAAUUUAUUUCCUAACACACCAUUAAUUGGAAUAUUUGGAAAUGGAGAACUUGGUCAUGAUUAUUCAUUAAAUGAUAAUCAAACAUCAACACAAGAACGAAUAAACACAAAAACAGAAAUUGAUGAUAUAUUUCAUGCUUAUUCAACUGUAUUUUCGCUUAUAUCAUUACGCAUGUAA
Molecule: messenger RNA, 1281 nt
Organism: Rotaria sordida
Lineage: Eukaryota; Metazoa; Rotifera; Eurotatoria; Philodinida; Philodinidae
Source: the annotation of a GenBank genome assembly